AUGGCUGAUCGCAAAUUAUUCAUUGGAAACCUUGUACGGCGUAUUACUCAAGAGGAUUUAUGGGUUAUGUAUUCAACAUUUGGACCAUUAGAAGAAUGUGCUAAAUUUCAUGAAUCAUUUGGUUUUGUUCGUUUCUUACAUGCUGAAGAUGCUCGACAAGCAUUAAAAGCUACUCAUGGUAUAACACUCAAAGGACGAUGUAUUAAAGUUGAAUUUGCCGCAACUACAACUUCAUGGCGAUCAACUAAUAAUUCUUAUUGUAAUGAAUGUCGUUCAUCAGCUCGUUAUAAUAUUCCACCUAUUCGAGCUAUUGAUUUAUCAAAUCAUCGAGGAUAUCAUCAUCGAAUAAUUAGUAGUUCGUCAUCGUCUUUGUCACCGCCAUCCAUUGGUCCAAUUGGUCACAGACGAAAAACUCAUUCGAAAUCAAUUACUUCUGAAUCAACAAAUUCUUCUGAUACUCGUCAAUCUCAUGUAUCAUGUUCAUCACCACCGUCAUCCUAUGCUGCUUCAUCAAGUCAUGUUACUGAGAUUGAUGAUUAUGAUUGUGAUCUUGAUAGUGGAUAUAAUGAUGAACAUGAUUCACCAUUAUUAUCAUCAUCAGCAUAUUUAAUUCCAACGUCACCAUGGUAUGAUAUGCCUAUUGCUGAUGAAUUAUUCAUUUGGGAUUUUCAAUUGUAUGCUGAUAUUGCUCGUGAACUUCCAUUAAUUAAAAUAGAUUAUUUAUCUUCUGAAUUGACCGAUGAUGACACAUGGACAAUGAUGGAUUAUUUUGCAAAAUUAAAUAUUGAAGAGUAUUUAUAA
Molecule: messenger RNA, 801 nt
Organism: Rotaria sp. Silwood1
Lineage: Eukaryota; Metazoa; Rotifera; Eurotatoria; Philodinida; Philodinidae
Source: the annotation of a GenBank genome assembly